Molecule: messenger RNA, 366 nt
Organism: Struthio camelus australis
Lineage: Eukaryota; Metazoa; Chordata; Aves; Struthioniformes; Struthionidae
Source: RefSeq, a predicted model, not a curated record
GGCGCAGCGGCUGCAGGAGGCCGAGGAGGCGGUGGAGGCGGUGAACGCCAAGUGCUCCUCGCUGGAGAAGACCAAGCACCGGCUGCAGAACGAGAUCGAGGACCUGAUGGUGGACCUGGAGCGGUCGAACGCAGCGGCUGCCGCGCUGGACAAGAAGCAGAGGAACUUCGACAAGAUCCUGGCGGAGUGGAAGCAGAAGUUUGAGGAGUCGCAGACGGAGCUGGAGGCGUCGCAGAAGGAGGCCCGCUCCCUCAGCACCGAGCUCUUCAAGCUCAAGAACGCCUACGAGGAGUCGCUCGAGCACCUGGAGACCUUCAAGCGGGAGAACAAGAACCUCCAAGAGGAGAUCUCGGACCUGACGGAGCA